Messenger RNA from Megalops cyprinoides (Indo-Pacific tarpon), 2634 nucleotides. It is a transcript of the gene cdipt, whose product is annotated as CDP-diacylglycerol--inositol 3-phosphatidyltransferase (phosphatidylinositol synthase). The transcript is spliced from 6 exons. Gene Ontology annotation, biological process: phosphatidylinositol biosynthetic process. The coding region runs from base 214 to 855 and encodes 213 amino acids. The record is from RefSeq and is a predicted model, not a curated record. Gene Ontology annotation, cellular component: Golgi apparatus; membrane. Gene Ontology annotation, molecular function: CDP-diacylglycerol-inositol 3-phosphatidyltransferase activity. NCBI's taxonomy places the organism in Eukaryota, Metazoa, Chordata, Actinopteri, Elopiformes, Megalopidae.
AAGAUCACUUCCAGUGUGCACAAUCGCACCGGAUAUGCGCUGUCUUGUACAAGCUGUCAAAUCUGAAGCAAGUAGUUCGAAGGAGAGGAGCGGAAACGACAAAUGGAAAAUUAGUUUGCAAGACAGGAGGCUGCGUAUACCACCACAGAUAACAUUCAUUUUACCAGAAGUCCCUGAAACAACAACAACAACAAACGAAUUGAACUGGCUGCUAUGGCUGAAGAAAACAUUUUCCUUUUCGUUCCAAAUUUGAUUGGUUAUGCUCGUAUCAUCCUUGCUCUGCUGGCCUUCUACCUCAUGCCAUGUUGCCCCAUUCCAGCAGUAGUGUGCUACUUGCUGAGCGCCCUGUUGGAUGCUUUUGAUGGGCAUGCUGCUCGUGCCCUCAACCAAGGUACCAAGUUUGGUGCAAUGCUUGACAUGCUGACAGACCGCUGUGCCACCAUGUGCCUGUUGGUAAACCUUGCUCUGCUCUACCCUUCCUAUACCUUCCUCUUCCAAUUUAGUAUGAGCCUGGAUAUUGCAAGCCACUGGCUGCAUCUGCACAGUUCGAUGAUGAAAGGAGCCUCAAGCCAUAAGACGAUUGAUCUCUCUGGGAACCCCAUCCUCAGACUGUACUACACCUCUAGGCCGGUGCUGUUUGUGAUGUGUAUGGGCAAUGAGCUCUUCUUCUCCUUACUCUACGUCCUUCAUCACUUCGAGGAGCCACAUGUGUCCCUACAGUGGCUGCUGGGAAUCUGUGGGGUGGUAUGUAUUCUGAAGUCUGGGAUCAGCCUGCUGCAUCUUGUCACUGCUGCCAGGAACAUGGCUGCCAUUGAUAUUGCUGAAAGGGAGAAGGAAAGAGGCAAGACAGAAUAAAAGACAGGUUGACUAACAAUCAAAAGAACCUGUGGAAGGAUGGUGAAAUGGGGGGUGGGUAAAAUUAAGACCAAAAUGUGGAUUAGGUAUGGUUAUGGGAAGAUAGGAGUUAGGGCAGUGAGGAAGAAAAAAAAGCAAGCGGCAAGUAAUGGUAUGGGGGAGAGGUUGGUGAGGUUGAAAUGGAACAGACGGAUCAGGGGACCUUUUAUUAAAUUAUUCUCAAACACUGUAUAUUCUUGUGAAAUACCACUAAUGCAGUAGAGUCUCAAUGUAUAUAUAUAGGUUACGUAUAAUAUACAAUGUCCUUUUUAACAAAUCUUUUGAACUACUUUUUAAAAGUGCUUCAGUUGUCAAGUUAAAUAAUAUUUUUUUAACUUCCGCAAGAAUGAUAAGAAUCUUUGGACUUUAGCUCUGUGUGCUAGUGACCUGAGCUUUUGUUAUAAGCAGAACAGUCCUCCAGCUCUUUUUAUGGCAUGGGAAACUGAGAAAUCACCAAGUCACCUCUUAAGAUCAGUCAGUCAGUCAAUAAACAACUGUCCAUGACAGAGUCAUGUAAGAACAUAAUUUAGAAUUUUAAUUUUUUUCUCAUUUACUUUAGGGUGAGAAUUAAGCAUAAGAUUUAGAAUAGCUAACCAAUAUUCAUAUUCCCUUAUUAAUUGUAAACAUUUACAAAUUUAUCAGCAGUUUUACCAUACUGUAGACCAUGUAAAAUCCAUUAUUGAUAUCUACCAAAAAUGUAAUAUUGUGGCAAUAAAGAAUGAAUGGGGUAUAACUUGAUUUUCCUUAUUUAGCCAUAGUUCAGUCCCUAUCAGUAUAUUGAGACUCUACCGUUGUAUUGAUGUAAAUUUUAUUAUUGCAGUUACUGUUAUCAGUAUUCCUUUUGUUAGUAUUGAUAUUAAUGACUGUAAUGGUAAAUAGAUGCUAUGUGGGAUGAUGUAGGAUCUAGUAUGGGAUCCAUGUAUCAUUGAAAUGCUGUUUAAACGUUUGUUUUUGUUGUUUAAUUAAUCACAACAAAUGCAUUAGAUCUCACUACACAGAGACAUUGGUGUCAUUUGAUUAAAUGCAAAUACAGCUAAACUUUAGCUCAGUGUGAAAUAUUGUCUAUGUGUGGUAUGUAAAGGACUGAAGUUUUAGGAACAGGGAAAACAGCACCACUAUAUAUCAUGCUAACAAGUAAUGAUAUCAGUUUGGAACUGACUGAUUUGUGUUAUAUGUCGCAAUCUGAGCAUGGAUGCUGUUGUGAUGUACAUCACAAUUUGCAGUAGGUUGCAUUUACAGAGUGGUGGGAAUGGCCUUUUCUGCUAGAGCAGGAGUUAACAGUUCAGGUCCUUGAUGGCUACAGUCCAGAACAUGUCAUGAUAAUCCUUUUCAGCCGUCAAUAGUGAGGUUCAGACACAUCCAGUCAAACAACCAUGUAAAUGAUCAUUUAAUUUAAUACUUGAUUCCAUCCAGCCAUUCAGGACUUAUACUGUCCUCCCUAUUCUAGCAUUUUGUAUGAUGCUUUCUCUCUGCAGAACAAUUUUAGUCAAGUCUAGCUUUAUGUUUUUGGUUUACAUAUUUUUGGUGUGUUGCACUGAUCCCCAUAGUCUGUUUUUGCCUUACAGAUUAUUCUAGGUGUGUAUUUCAUGAGUAAUUUUAAUUAUAUGAUAGCAGCUACAUUAGUAGAUAUUACACAGAUAAAUAUUUGUGCUUUGAAGCUGUUUGCCUUUGUCAUGCAGGUAUGCAGUUGAAUGUUUAAAAAGUACUGUAACUUAUAAAGCUGCAAUAAACAUAUCUAUA